UUCUAUGAUGUACAGUAUCUAGCCAGAACUAGAAGGAAGAGGAAGCCAAUUCGCUAGACGUGCCUAAAUCUUCGAGGACGAGGACGAGGAGGGAGAAGAAGAAGAAAAUGGCGAUGCAGGCGAAGAUAGAGAAAAUGGAGAUGCGUCAGCAGUAUCGGAACCAUUGGCACACCGAUCUCUUGAACGCCACUGCGGCAGAUCCUGUUUUUUGCUGUUUCGCGUUCUUCUGUGGUCCAUGUGCAUCAUACAUGCUGCGCAAGCGAGCUCUUUACAAUGAUAUGUCGAGGUAUACAUGCUGUGGAGGCUAUAUGCCUUGCAGUGGUCAUUGCGGAGAAAGUACAUGCCCGGAAUUUUGUCUAUGCACUGAGGUUUCUCUUUGCUUUGCGAAUUCAGUUGCCUCAACACGCUUCAUGCUACAAGAUGAAUUCGAUAUACAGACAACCAAAUGUGAUAAUUGCAUCAUUGGAUUCAUGUUCUGCUUACAGCAGCUAGCCUGCAUAUGUUCCCUCAUCGCUUGCAUUGUCGGAAGUGAGGAAAUUGAAGAUGCUGCUCAGAUGUUGAACUGUCUGGCUGACAUGGUUUAUUGCUCGGUUUGCACCUGUAUGCAGGUAUACAUGAGAUGCUCUAGUCUUUGAAAUUGGC
This is a messenger RNA of Coffea eugenioides, 642 nucleotides long. RefSeq lists its product as uncharacterized. Bases 108 to 635 code for a protein of 175 amino acids. NCBI's taxonomy places the organism in Eukaryota, Viridiplantae, Streptophyta, Magnoliopsida, Gentianales, Rubiaceae. The record is from RefSeq and is a predicted model, not a curated record. The transcript is spliced from 7 exons.